This is a messenger RNA of Chanos chanos (milkfish), 1906 nucleotides long. Its product is annotated as cholesterol 24-hydroxylase-like. The transcript has 15 exons. Gene Ontology annotation, biological process: cholesterol catabolic process. The record is from RefSeq and is a predicted model, not a curated record. Gene Ontology annotation, molecular function: iron ion binding; cholesterol 24-hydroxylase activity; heme binding. Bases 40 to 1554 code for a protein of 504 amino acids. NCBI's taxonomy places the organism in Eukaryota, Metazoa, Chordata, Actinopteri, Gonorynchiformes, Chanidae.
AAGCAUAAGUUCGGUUGGAAACAUAACGUGUGUACGAUAAUGGCAGUUUGGGAGACAAUAGCUGGAUGGAUGUGGUACAGUGCGAUAUUCAUCCUUUCGGCAGUUUUAAUACUUUUUGCUUGUUACUGUCUUUACAUCAAAUAUGUACAUCAGAAAUAUGAUCACAUACCUGGACCUCCGAGGGAAAGUUUUCUGCUUGGGCAUGGGCCGAUAUUUGUGGAACAGACGAAAAAGAAUACAGUUCUACACGAAAAACUCCUGGAAUGGACAGAAAAAUAUGGCCCAGUGUAUCGCCUAAAUUUUCUACACUACGUAACAGUAAUGACCGUGGACCCCGAGGCAACAAAGGAGAUCCUCAUGUCACCAAAAUAUCCUAAAGACCCAACAGUCUACAAGCGUCUCUUCAACUUGUUUGGACAAAGGUUUCUUGGAAAUGGACUUGUGACAGUCGCAGACCAUGAUUUGUGGUACAAACAGCGUAGAAUCAUGGACCCUGCCUUCAGCAGCUCGUAUCUGCGGGGUCUAAUGGGCAUCUUCAAUGAGAAGGCUGAGCGUUUGAUGGUGAAACUGGCAGAGAUGGCUGACAAACAAACACCAGCCCACAUGCACGGCUUAGUGAACUGUGUAACUCUGGAUGUCAUCACAAAGGCGGCCUUUGGAGUUGAUUUGGACAUGGUGAAGAAUAACAACCUUCCCUUCCCAAAUGCCAUAGAACUUUGUCUGAAGGGCAUGGUAUACUACCUCAGAGAUCCAGUGUAUGAGUUUUUACCAUGGAACAGGAAGGUUGUGCAGGACAUCAAGGAGGCAGCCCAGCUUCUCCGUAGAACAGGGAGGGCCUGGAUAAAUGAGAGGAAGAAGGCAAUGGAAAAUGGUGAAGAUGUCCCUAAAGACAUUCUCACACAAAUCCUCAAAUCAGCUGAGGAGACUAAAUUUGAUGAUGAUAGUCAAGAACUUAUGCUGGACAACUUUGUGACGUUCUUUAUUGCAGGACAAGAAACAACAGCCAAUCAGCUGUCGUUUGCCAUCAUGGAACUUGGAAAGCAUCCAGAGAUAAUGAAAAGGCUUAAGGCAGAGGUGGAUGAAGUUCUUGGGAAGAGACAAGAAAUCUUGUACGAGGAUCUUGGAAAACUAACUUAUUUGUCUCAGGUGUUAAAGGAGACUCUCCGACUAUAUCCAACUGCCCCAGCGACGUCUCGCUGGGUAGCUGAUGACAUGGUCAUAGAUGGGAUCAAAAUCCCUGGAGGAUUUGUAAUUAUUUUUGAUACAUAUGUAACAGGUAGGAUGGACAGAUUUUUCAAAGACCCACUGACGUUUGACCCAAAGAGAUUUGACCUUAAUGCUCCCAAGCCUUACUUCUGUUACUUUCCAUUUGCACUGGGCCCACGGUCAUGUCUCGGCCAAGCCUUCUCUCAGAUGGAGGCUAAGGUUGUGAUGGCUAAGCUGCUGCAGAGGUUUGAUUACUCUCUGGUCCCAGGUCAACCCUUAGACAUUGAGGAUAUUGGAACUCUGCGACCCCGGGGUGGAGUGAUUUGCAGGAUGAAACAAUGUGAUUAAAACUGAAGAACUACUAGAACAACUUAGCUGGUCUCUUCAGGAAUCAUAAUACCUAAAAUAUUAUUUAACUCUCUUAUGCAGAUAACAAUCAUAGUGUUUGUAAUUGUAGAGAAUCCUCAUUAUCGGUAACAAAAAGAUCAUCAUACAUCACAAAUUGUUAAUGAAUGUACUAUCUUGUAUUUUAACAUAUUAGGAACAGUAGAGUAUUAUUAAUAUUGCUCAGAAUAGACUCUUGGCAUUUUGUUUGACAAACAAUCUGUGUACAUUUUGAGAUCAUAAUACUGUCUCCAAUUUUGUUAGUGAUUCAUCAUUUCUCUAUUCCUGGUAUCAAAUCUCAUUGGCUUUAUGCUGA